Molecule: messenger RNA, 207 nt
Organism: Ilex paraguariensis (yerba mate)
Lineage: Eukaryota; Viridiplantae; Streptophyta; Magnoliopsida; Aquifoliales; Aquifoliaceae
Source: the annotation of a GenBank genome assembly
AUGGAAGGUGGUGCUGCUUCAGAGAAACAGAAUGCAGCAGGGGAAUCAACAACUGCAUCGUACACAUAUUGGGUGAGAGAGGUCACCCAAGAUGCUGCCCCUCUUCCAGUUCCUCGGAAGCUAACUCCUCAGGAUCUUUCCAGCCAUUCCCAGUCUACUAACCACCUCGGUUCUGCCUGGAAUAGGGAUAGCCUUUUCUUCCGUUAG